GGUAAGUAAAACUAGUGUUUUUGUGUUUAUAUUUUUUCCAUUUUUGCACAAUCUGAUUCUUUAUUUAUGCACAAGCUGAAUAUUUUUUCGCAUAUUUUGCAUAUUUUGUAGAACAUGGAUAAUAAGUUUACAUUUCGUUAGUGGUUUGGUGGUAAAUUUGUUGAAGUAAAAGAUGGUGUUGUUUAUGUUGGGGGGAUGGGUAGUUAUUUUUCAGUUGAUCAUGUUGAUUUAUGCUUGAAUGUAAGAAACAAUGUUCUUUUGCAGCAGAAGCAAUGAAUUAGAAGAAAUCAGUUUUAUCAAAUUGAUAUUUUCCAUACAAAAUAAACCUUGCUUAGACAUUACAUAAUCAUCUUCUUCUUGAAUUUUGCAUUCUACUUCUUAGAAAGGACAAUAUACAUUACAAACAUAGCCCAAGAAAUAAACAACAUGAAAAACAGGUUCUUCCCCCUAGCUACUGCUUCUUCAAUUCCAAUUGUAGGUUGUUAAUUUCAACUUUGUAUUGUUGUUUCUUCAACAGGACUUUGUCCAUCUUAUACUCUGCUUUUUUCUUCAUCUCACCCAAUUCCUUCAUCAUCUUCUUUGUCUCACUCAGCUUCAAUUGCAAGUCUUGUUCUUCUAGAUAAAUACAUUCUUUUGCCCAUUUGAAAAAUGCACAGUCAUCAUUCUUUAAGAAUACACACAGAUUUAGACGGCUAAUAAACCUAAAAAAAUGAUUAAACCUAAAAAUUUAAAAAGACUUACAGGCCAAUUAGGGCAUCCAUAAAACCUUUCUCCCAUGUUUGAACCCUACCUAACCAUACGAAGUUUAGCAUUGAAUCCAUGGUGGCAAUGAAUAGUUUGAGGAUUUGAACUUCGCAGGGUUGAGGAAGAAAAAGCCAUUGACGAAUCUAAAUGGUUACCUUACUAUUUGAUAGCUACGCCAGUUUAAAUCUAUAAAACUUCAACAUAUGAAUAGUAAUGAUUAUUAAGGGUUACCAUUUACCUAAACAUCUUUAAAAGCGAACAUACCACAAAGUUCAAGCCUUUAAAAAAUAAACUCAAAUUUAAACCUUUAUAAACAAAUAAGCCAAAGUUCAUACCUUUCGGAUUAAAUUUUCCCAAAAAUAAAAAUGAAAGUAAGAACUUUUUUUUGAAGUUUCAAUAUCAAUUGGCUCACCAAACUACAUUACCCGCUCUCUGUCAGCAAUAAAGUAAGCCUUCAUCUCCAAUUCUAUGAGCAUUUAUUGAUGAAAAAGAGCCAUUGUAGAGACUUCAAUUUGUUUAUAAGUUCAUCAAAUCAUUUAAAGUUGCCUCUUUAUUGAAGGGUAUUUGUUGCUUUCAAGUGGGUAUCUUUCCAAUCUCUUGUACUUUGUAUUUUGCUCAUUAACUGUGAUGGGUUCUUCCUUUUUUCUCUAUUAGUAAUGGAUUUUUUUCAUUUCAAGCUUUGCAAGGUGAGAAGUAAUUCUUUCUGAUACUGAUUGUCAAACAAUUAGGGUUAAUUAGAAAGUUUGUCCUUGACAUUUUGAUAAAUUUUCAUGACCAAUUUAAUUGGAUUUUGGGGUUGCUGCUAACUUUUGAAAAAAAUUGGGCUUUUGGGUAAAAUUGUUGAUACUAGAAAUGCAUUUUGACUUGAAUUCUUUAGAGGAUUUUUGCUGUUUUUUCCUGAGCUGAGAAUUGGAUAAAAUUGUUGGUUUGUUUGAAGGAUUUGAUUCUUUUGUUGAUUAAAAAAAUAUGGAGUUUUUUAAUUGAAAUUAUGGGAUUCUAUAAAAAAAAGUAUGCCAUGGUACUUGGACAAAGAUACUUGGAUCAAAAUUGGAAGUUGGGGUUGUGGGAAUUGGAUAGCUAACUGGGUAUUUAGAGUAAGAAUACAGAAUGCAAAUGGAUUUGUGGGUUAUAGCAGCUGCUACUAGUGCUGGAUACUUAGCUAAGUACUGGAAGGAUGUUUUAGGGGACAAAGACGGUUCAUCAGGAUUUCCUUCUAGAAGUUCUUUUCCUGACAAUCCUGAAUCCUCGUUAUUGAGUCGACAGAAUGGUGAUAAGAUCUGGCCGAGCCACAAAUCCCCGCGAGUCGAUUUAUCUGAGCAAUAUAUCAAUGAAGCUGGAAAGGGUGACUGUUUAGAUGAAAUGUUUACUGGAAAGAGUGAUGAUCCUUUUGUUAUAGAUUUGGGUUAUACUAAUGUAUUGGAUCAUGAAAAGCAAACAGAGAGGUUUGAGGAAUAUAAGAAAGACUAUAGGGAAGAUGUUGACAUGCCUGAUAUACCUGAAUACCAGAUUUGGGAAAUGGGGGAUACACAUAGCUCUGGAAGAAGCAGCAAAUGUCUCAGAGGUGGACGUCUCCAGCGCCUUUCCUUGCCACACAUUAAGCUCCGUUCUUCUCUUGAUAGUUGCCUUAUGGCUCAGAUGCAUAAGGAACAUGCUGGAAUAGAGGAAUUUCUUCGUACCCCUCUACCUUCGCCUUGUACUCCUGCUUUAAGGUCAUUUCUUGUUAACAAUUAAAGACAAGUA
Amaranthus tricolor (Joseph's coat) is the source of this 2484-nucleotide messenger RNA. RefSeq lists its product as uncharacterized. Bases 1852 to 2475 code for a protein of 207 amino acids. The transcript has a single exon. The record is from RefSeq and is a predicted model, not a curated record. NCBI's taxonomy places the organism in Eukaryota, Viridiplantae, Streptophyta, Magnoliopsida, Caryophyllales, Amaranthaceae.